Molecule: messenger RNA, 2810 nt
Organism: Callorhinchus milii (elephant shark)
Lineage: Eukaryota; Metazoa; Chordata; Chondrichthyes; Chimaeriformes; Callorhinchidae
Gene: prkcha
Product: protein kinase C, eta, a
Exons: 14
Coding region: 31-2085 (684 amino acids)
Biological process (GO): protein phosphorylation
Molecular function (GO): diacylglycerol-dependent serine/threonine kinase activity; ATP binding
Source: RefSeq, a predicted model, not a curated record
CCCCGGCGCCCGCCGGCCCCCGAGACCAGAAUGGUGGUGUUCAGUGGGUCUUUGAAAGUGAAGAUCGGGGAGGCGGUGGGCUUGAAGCCAACACGAUGUGCCUUGAGACAUUCCAUCUCCAGCAAAAACUACCAACUCCUGGAUCCUUACGUGAUCGUCAAAGUGGACAACCGGCGGAUCGGACAGACCCUGACCAAACAGAAAACCAACAAGCCCACGUUUAACGAGGACUUCAACACUGAGAUCUGCAAGAGCAGUGAGCUGGAGUUGGCCGUCUUUCACGACACCCCCAUUGGCUACGAUGACUUUGUAGCUCAUUCCACCUUGCAGUUUGAGGACCUGCUGAAAAAUGGCACCACCACUUUCGAAGGCUGGAUUGAUUUGGAGCCUGAGGGCAAGAUUUACAUCAUGGUCGAAAUGAAGGACGUUUCUUGUGAAGAUCCAGACGUGCAAUUGGUGAACGGUUCAAAUGGGAGAGCAUUUAAGGAGCGGAUGUUUUCCAGAAAACGCCAGGGGGCAAUGAGGAGGAAGGUUCACGAGGUCAACAACCAUAAAUUCAUGGCCACCUACCUGAAACAGCCUACAUACUGUUCCCACUGCAAGGAAUUCAUAUGGGGAGUCUUUGGGAAGCAAGGAUACCAGUGUCAAGUGUGUACGUGUGUGGUGCACAAACGUUGUCACCAGUUAAUUGUCACAGCCUGUCCUCGGAUAAAGAAACAGAAGAAAGAGGAGGCGUGUGAGCAACGAUUCAGCAUCAACGUUCAUCACCAGUUCUGCAUCCGUAACUACAAAAUGCUCACGUUCUGCGACCACUGUGGUUCUCUGCUGUAUGGACUGUUGAAGCAAGGAAAGCAGUGUAAAGUUUGUAAGAUGAACAUUCACAUCCGGUGCGAGAACAACGUGGCCCCAAACUGCGGGGUCAACUCAGUGGAACUGGCCGCGAGGCUGGCCGAGAUGGGGCUCAGCGCUGGCGGCAUUUCCACCUUGAAACGAAAAGCCAAGAGUCUGAGCCAGAAGCUUCAGGAGGAGAGCCCGCCACCCAUCGAGCAAGGAGGGAGCAGUGAGGAACAGCAACGGGUACAGUGCAAGCUGGGCAUCGAUGAUUUCACCUUCAUCAGUGUGCUGGGGAAAGGCAGUUUUGGAAAGGUGAUGCUGGCUGAACGGAAAGGCAUGGAAGAGGUGUACGCGGUGAAGAUAUUGAAGAAGGACAUGAUUCUCCAGGACGAUGACGUAGAGUGCACGAUGACCGAAAAACGCAUCCUAUCCCUGGCCAGGAACCACCCGUACCUCACACAGCUCUUCUGCUGCUUCCAGACUCCGGAUCGGAUGUUUUUCGUGAUGGAGUAUGUAAACGGUGGGGACCUGAUGUUUCAGAUUCAGCUGGUCCGGAAGUUUGAUGAAAUCCGUGCCCGUUUCUAUGCUGCGGAGAUUACAUCAGCUCUCAUCUUCCUGCACAGUAAGAAAGUCAUAUACAGAGAUCUGAAACUGGAUAACGUCCUCCUGGAUUCCGAGGGUCACUGCAAACUGGCUGACUUUGGGAUGUGCAAGGAGGGAAUCCACAAUAACUACACAACUGGGACGUUCUGUGGCACUCCAGACUACAUAGCACCCGAGAUUUUGCAGGAACUGCAGUACGGUGCCUCUGUGGACUGGUGGGCUCUCGGGGUGCUGAUGUACGAGAUGCUUUGUGGUCAGCCACCGUUCGAGGCUGAGAACGAAGACGACCUGUUCGAAUCCAUCCUCAACGAUGACGUCCUUUACCCAAACUGGAUGGCGGAAUCGUCGCUCGCUAUCCUGAAGGGCUUUAUGAUUAAGAAUCCCAACAAGCGUUUAGGAUGUGUCAUAGCACACAGUGGGGAGCAAGCCAUUCUGAUACACCCGUUCUUUGAAAGUAUUGACUGGGAGUUACUUGAACAGAGGAAAAUCAAACCGCCUUUCAAACCCAGGAUUAAAACGAGUAGAGACGUAAAUAACUUUGAUCGAGACUUCACCACGGAGAAGCCUGUACUGACGCCGAUUGAUGAGUCCCUGGUCCUUAUGAUUAAUCAGGACGAAUUUAAAGGAUUUUCAUUCGUUGCCGAAUGAGUGCUUGCCUGAGUUAUGAACCUCUCUAAAUCCUUCAGCAAGCGGAACAAUUCAGAACUGGUUCAAGUUUCAAUCCUAUUCAGAUCCACCUGAAACAAACUGAAUGACUCGCUCUCUCUGGGUGACGAUGUUUUAAGCAACAUAGAAAGUGUGUUCAAUCUCUCAGUACAAUAGUGUGUAAAAUUGCUGAACUGGGAACUGGCAAGACAUUUAUAUUAUUGGGUCCUACAGUCACUCUUCCUUCCUUUGCUUUGUGCAAGUAAAAAUAAAAUGGUGUCACCUUUGUCUAUUGUCUCAUCACCGAUGUCUUGUCUCGGUAUCAGAACUGAAAGCUGUUAUGAGGUUGCUGUUUACAAAAAAGUAUUGUGUUCUGAGGUCAUUAUUAAAUUAUAAGUUUGUUCUGUAGAAUAUAUACCAAGGUACUUGUCAACUCUGCAUUAGAGACCUGAAAUCAAGUUGUUAUGAGUAGGGCUUUCUGCACUUCCAUCUACUGUACUAGAAUUGACUAUCUUCCUGGCCAUAUGCUCCAUUCAGAAACCUGUGUGUUCAUUUCUUCUCUGUGUCGGAUGGGAUUAAUUAACGUGCUCUAGUCUUGCAUUGUGGUUUGCUGAGUGCUUGAAGCAAUGUUCUAAUGUGUAACAGAGAAAUUUAGCUGUGGCAUGUUUUGUGUGUAUAUAAGUUGCAGAUGUUGGCAAAUUUUGUAUUAUAAAAAACAAAAAAAGACA